Molecule: messenger RNA, 4055 nt
Organism: Condylostylus longicornis
Lineage: Eukaryota; Metazoa; Arthropoda; Insecta; Diptera; Dolichopodidae
Gene: ogre
Product: innexin inx1
Exons: 6
Coding region: 1361-2443 (360 amino acids)
Cellular component (GO): gap junction; plasma membrane
Molecular function (GO): gap junction channel activity
Source: RefSeq, a predicted model, not a curated record
AAAAAAAAACAAAAACAUAAAUAUAAUUUGAAACGAAACUACAAAAUAUCAACAUUAUCAUCGUUCGUUUAAUGAACGAAUAAACGAAACGAAUAAAAUAGAAACAAAUAAUAUUUUUAGAGAGUUAGAGUAGAGGCAACGAUAAAAAAUAGUGCUACUCUGUUAGUACGCUACCAAGUUCAUCAUAAUAAUUUUAGUUUAGUAGUUGUACUUUGUCUUGAAGUAUGAUACAAGCGCAGCUACAUCGCGAAUUAAAAACAAAAUAAAAUAUAAAAUAAUAAUAAAAAAAAAAUAAAUAGUAAUAUUACAUAGUAUUAAUAAAAACGAAUAAAAAUAGAAUAUAAAUGUACAUCAAAUUUAAAGAAUUAUACAUUAAUAUUUAAAUAUUUUGUUAUACAAUAAAAAUAAAUAAAUAAAUAUUAAUAAAAACAAAAAGUAAUAAGGUAAAAGCAAAAGAAUUUUUUUUUUGUUUAGUAAAUGAAUCAGUUCCUGCUAAACGGUAGAACAUGAUAUUAAUUUUAAAAAUUAUCCUUUAAAACAACAAAAUAACAUUUACACAUACAAAUACAUAUUACAUAUAUGUUUAUAUGUAUAUUUUUGCGUAAAAUUACAUGUAUUAUUAAAAUUUGACAUUUGUGACUUUAAUGAAUGUCAACUCGUUAAUAAUUUUACUUAUAUUACUUUUAUAAUAAACAUUUUAACACUUAAAACAAAAAAUUUAAUAAAAUGAAAUUUUAAUAUGAAAAUAUUACGUUCUAAAUAUUAUAUUGCUAAUAUAUUAUUAAAAUUUUUAUUAUUUUAAAGUAAUGUAUUCAAAGAGAAGAAAGAAAUGAUACAAAAUCGAACUUUUGUAAUUACUUACAAAAACAACGAUUAUAUAAAAAAAACAGCUGUUAUAGGUAAUAAAAUAUAUUGACAACACUAUUAAAGUGACAUCACACAAAAUUCGGAAAACAAAAAAAUUUUAUGUUUAAUAAAAAGAAAAACAAAAUAACUAUAAAAUAAUUUGAAAAAUAAUUUCUUUAUCUAAUACAACCAUUAUAUACAAUUGGCUGAAAUAAUAAAUAUUCUUUAUGAUGCUAUGAAUCUCAAUAUUGAUGGAAAUUAUUUUAAAUUGAAUAAAAAACUCAACAUAUCAGAAACAUCGAAUAGUCAAUACUUAAAAAAAAAAAAGAAAUUUAUAAAGAAUAAAGUACAUUAAAAUAUUAGAAGAAGAUUGGAAUAUAAAAUUUAUUAUAGCAAUAUUGAAAAUAUUAAAAAAUAAGAAAUCUCAAAAAUUCCCCAAAACUGCCAUUACUUUUCAAUAAAAAAAAAAAACAGGAAUAAACUUAGAGAAAGACGAUAAAUAACAACAAGCAAAAUGUAUAAGGUGCUCGGUGGUCUUAAAAGUUAUUUUAAAAUCCAAGCAAUUCAAACUGAUAACGCUGUAUUUCGAUUACAUAAUAUAUUUACAACAGUACUGUUAUUAUCAUGUAGUUUAACAAUAACAGCAACACAAUUUGUUGGUAAUCCAAUUAGUUGUAUUGUUAAUGGAAUACCAGCUCACGUUGUCAAUACAUUUUGUUGGAUAUCAAGUACUUUUACUAUGCCAGAUGCAUUCCGAAGACAAGUUGGAAAAGAAGUAGCACAUCCUGGUGUUUCAAAUGAUUUCAAUGAUGAAGACGCUAAAAAAUAUUAUACAUAUUAUCAGUGGGUAUGCUUUGUGCUCUUUUUCCAGGCAAUAGCAUGUUAUACACCAAAAUUUUUAUGGGAUGCAUUUGAAGGUGGUCUUUUACGAACAAUUGUUAUGGGAAUGAAUUUAGCAAUAUGUCCUGAAGAAGAAAAAUGUGCAAAACGAGGAGCUCUCUUGGAUUAUUUAUUAAAGCAUAUAAAGCGUCAUAAAUUAUAUGCAAUACGUUAUUUUAUUUGUGAAUUUUUAUGCCUUAUAAAUAUUGCAGUUCAAAUGUAUUUAAUGAAUAAAUUUUUUGAUGGUGAAUUUUAUUCAUAUGGAUUACGUGUUAUGGAAUUAUCUGAAAUACCACAAGAUCAACGUAUUGAUCCAAUGGUAUAUGUAUUUCCUCGUGUAACAAAAUGUAUUUUUCAUAAAUAUGGUGCAUCAGGAUCAAUACAAAAACAUGAUUCAUUGUGUAUAUUGCCUUUAAAUAUAGUCAAUGAAAAAACUUAUAUAUUUAUAUGGUUUUGGUUUAUAAUAAUGCUAAUAUUAUUAUGUGGAUUAAUGGUAUUUAGAGCUGUUAUAAUAUUUUGGCCCAAAAUGAGAUCAAAAAUUUUAAAUGCACGUAAUCGUAUGGUACCACGUGAAAUAUGUGAAUCAUUAUCAAAUAAAUUAGAUAUUGGUGAUUGGUGGUUAAUAUAUAUGUUGGGUGUUAAUUUAGAUCCUGCAAUUUAUAAAGAUGUUAUGGCUGAAUUAGCAAAACAAAUAGAACCGAAACGUAAUAAAUCCUAAAUAAAGCUCAAGAAAAAAUAAAUAAAAUUAUUAAUAUGUGCUCAUACUAAAAUUAUAUUUUAUAUAUAUUUUUGGGAAAUUAAAUAAAAUAGCUGUGUAAAAUUUAUUAAAACAAAAGACAAAAAUUUAAAAGAAAAUUUUGAAUAUAAAUGUAUAAAAAUAAGAAAUAAAUCAAAAUGUCUUUAUGAGAAAAUAAUAUAAGGGAUUCUAAUAUUUUACUAAAUUAUAAAUGCAAUAAUUAUUUAAUAUUUAUUAAAUUGAUGUCAAUAUUUUGUAACAUUAUGUAUUGAAAUUUAAAAGUAAAAUAAAUUGUUUAUUUGAUGAUAUUGUAAUUGGUUAGAGAAAUUGUGGAAGUAAUUUUGAAUUAUAAUAAGUAACAGUAAUAUAACAGUAAUAAUAAGAAUCCCGCAUAUUUAAUAUGAAUUGAUUUACAUAAUACGAUUAUUAUUAAAAAUUUCUUGAAAAAUUUUCAAAAUAAAUAAGGAAAAAAAUUUGAAAAUUGUAACUUACAUACGUAAAAACCGAAUUUGUAAAUUAAUAUAUUAUGAAUCUUAAAGCUUAAAUUAAUAAUAUUACAUAUGUAUAUGCAUAUACAAGUGAUAUUGUAAGAUUAAAAAAAACAUAUGAGCAAUAUAAAACCGAAUUUUCUCUUCUAAUGAAAAAUCACUAAUUUCAUUAAAUAUAAUAAACUUCUAUAUGUAUAUACAUAUGUAAAUAAUUAUGUAAUUAAGUUUAAAAAUUAUAGAAUAGAAAUAAAUUUUCAAAAAUAUUACUUUGAAAUAAAUGAGGAAUAAAUGAGGAAUAAUUAAAAAAAAAAUUCAAUUUUUAAGAAUAUUUUUGAAAUUAAAAUCAAUGUAUUAAAAAAAAAUGGUAGCUGCCUUUCAAAAAUUUUUUUAAGAAAAUAAAAUUAUAAUAAAAAUAAAACAAUAUGGCAGAUUAAUAGAUGCCAUUUAAUUUAUAGUAAUUGAUAUUAUUAAGUUAAUUAAUUAUUAAUUUUAUUUUCUAAUUUUACAAAUGAUCACAACUCGUAAAUAUUAAAAAUUUUUGAGAAAAUUUUUGUUUUUUUUUUUUAAAGUAUAUGUAUGUAUACAUAUUUUCAGUGUAUAUACAUACAUAUAAUUUUUUAAAUAUACAUUUUAAAUAUGAGUAAAGACACUUAUUCAUCACAUAUUUUAAAAUAUUUUAAUAAUUUUGUAUAAUAUUAUUGACAAGCCAUAAAUGGUUAAUAAAAAUUUUAUAUUUAAUGUUUUAUUUUAGUUUUUUUUUUAAUUUUAUUUAAUUUUUAAAUUUAUUAUGUUAUGUAUACGUAUAUGUAAUUAAAUUAAAAGAGAAUUUAUUUCAAAUUUAUUUUAUAUAAUAUUAUAAAAAAAAAAACAUUUCUAAAAGAAAAAUAUUGUAAACACACAAUUAUUUUGUAGCAAUGUUUAAAGAUUUUAUUUUUUAAAUGGGAAGACACAGAAAAAAAAAGAGAAAUCAAUUUUAUGAGAAUAUAAGAAUAAAGAAAAAUUAUAUUUUUCUAAAAUUUUUAAAUAAUAGCGAUUAUAGUAAAAAAUAUACAUAUAUUAUAAUAUAAGAAUAACAUAAAAAUAAAAUAAAUAUAAUCAUGCCGAGU